AGUGUGAGUGAGGGUGAUAAUGAUGGGGAUAAAACGAAGAAUGCUGAUGUAGAGGAGGAGGAGAGUGAUGUUGAUGAACAAUGGCCACUGGAAGAGGAGAAACCCAAUGAGGGUGGGGCAGUAAUAGUGGAGGAAGUAGAAAGACAUCGGGUUGAAGAUCAAUUGGAAGUUGAAGAUGAGAUUAGUCAAAUAGAGUCUUUUGAAUUCUCUAACUCGUUCGCAUUCACAAAAUUUUUGAAGGCUGUAGCUUACUGGAAAAUGGGUAUUUUCUCCGCGGAGGAACAGAGACAACAGCAUCUUGCCUUUGUCAAAUAUUAUGGGACCAAUACUCAGAAGCGAAUGAUGGAGGCGGUUGAACUAUUUAGAAAGUACAAGUAUAUUUUUCCAGGUUUAGAGCAUAAUAAUUCAUGUAUCUCUGCGUCAGAUAAUAAGGAAUGUAGGUUUAAUACAAGUAUACAAGAAGUGGUUCAGCUACUGAACCAGCAUGAAGGUGUCCGGGUAUUGUAA
Trypanosoma theileri is the source of this 507-nucleotide messenger RNA. RefSeq lists its product as uncharacterized. The transcript has a single exon. NCBI's taxonomy places the organism in Eukaryota, Euglenozoa, Kinetoplastea, Trypanosomatida, Trypanosomatidae. The record is from RefSeq and is a predicted model, not a curated record. The annotation marks the transcript as partial.